Thrips palmi is the source of this 466-nucleotide messenger RNA. Its product is annotated as protein stunted-like. Gene Ontology annotation, biological process: proton motive force-driven mitochondrial ATP synthesis. The record is from RefSeq and is a predicted model, not a curated record. The coding region runs from base 134 to 304 and encodes 56 amino acids. Gene Ontology annotation, molecular function: proton-transporting ATP synthase activity, rotational mechanism. Gene Ontology annotation, cellular component: mitochondrial inner membrane. The transcript has 4 exons. NCBI's taxonomy places the organism in Eukaryota, Metazoa, Arthropoda, Insecta, Thysanoptera, Thripidae.
GGUCCUGUUUUCUUUUCUUCUUCUCCAUCCCGUCCGCCAUUGCAAGUUGCAGAAGUCGCAGACAAUUUCGGUCGGCAGGAAGGAUUCCUGCUAUUUUCUGCCCUGAAAGUAGAGAAAUACCCAACAGAUCAUCAUGUCAGGCUGGAGAGCAGCAGGUCUUACCUACAUUCGGUACUCCAACAUCGCCGCCAAGCUGGUGAGGGAAGCCCUGAAGCCCGAACUGCGUGCUGCCGCCACCAAGCGUGACGACUCAUCCGUCAGAAUGACACCUUGGAAGGACGGAAAGCCCAACAAGCCUGAAUAAGUCACUGGAUGACACAAAGGAGCCACAAUUCCUGGUGCUGAGUGAAAAUAUGGAUCCAUCUUAAAAUAGGUUAGCUGCUAUGUACACCUUGGGUUCAUCUGAGCCUUCUGUUCACAAUGUCAAUGUUAAUACAAGUUACAGAAAAUAUAUACAUAAAAAUCA